This is a messenger RNA of Striga hermonthica, 738 nucleotides long. NCBI's taxonomy places the organism in Eukaryota, Viridiplantae, Streptophyta, Magnoliopsida, Lamiales, Orobanchaceae. The record is from the annotation of a GenBank genome assembly.
GUAAGUUUCCCUGAGCCCACUGUUAUUUCCCUAGCUGGGUCAUUUGAUAAUGCACUCAUAUUGAAGUUUUCUUUCACUGUCCCUUCCCUCAGGGAUUUGUCUGUCGGUCUGGUCAAAUUGGGUUUCAAGGGUAGACUGUCCCCUAAGUUUUUUAAUUAUAAUCAUUAUUUACUCUUUUUUGAGUUAAAAGAGGACUACAAUUCGGUUUGGAUUAAGACGCGUCUCAAUAUCUUUGGAUGUUCUGGUCGGGUGUUCAAAUACAUCACGGAUUUCACUUUUGUUGAGGAAUCUCCCAUCGUCCCAGUGUGGUGUUGCUUUCUGGGUCAUCUACCACAUCUUUUCGACCCAUCUUCCCUCUUCUCGAUUGCCAGCUGCAUUGGCAACCCCAUUGAGACUGAUGCCGCUACGGCAAACCGCUCGAGAUUAUCUGUCGCACGGGUGUGCAUGGAGAUUGACCUCAGGGACGAGUUCAUCAAGGCGAUUGAGCUUGACCAAGCGGGCAAGACCACUAUCCAGAAAGUGGUCUACGAGAGAGUCCCCCCGUUAUGCACCCUAUGCAGUCAUGUCGGACAUGGGGCUGCAGAAUGUUACACCAGGGCCAACAAUCCCCGACCUACUUUGGCCCCCCACCGCCGAGUAGCGAGGCAGAGCCCUACUGUCGCUUUGGGGAGCCCUAAGGAGAAGGGCAAGGCCCCUGCCCACAGUCUCGAUCCGAAGGGACAAAAGGGCAAGGGCAAG